GAAAGUGAUGUCGAGGUCGUCAGCAUCCAUGCAUUGUCACAAGACGAGCAGUUGCUGGCACUUUGUCCAAACACGGAAGAGAUUUUCAUCUUCGAGCUGGUUUCCGAAAAGUACCAGCGAACCCACGUGCUGCAGAAGCAUUCGCAGCGAGUCACAGGUCUAGACUGGUCCUGCCACGGGAGGCUGCUAUCGGCCUCGGAGGAUCGGACGGCUUUCGUCUGGGAGCGGUCCGGAGAUGGGAGUUGGAGGUCUGUUAAUGUGGAGCUGAAAGCUCCCCGUGCGGCACUCUGCGCUGCCUGGGCUCCGGACGGCGAGCGCUUCGCUGUAGGACUGGCCUCCAAGGACACGGCCGUGUGUCACUAUGAGCCUCAGGUCACAGCCUGGGUGGCCUCCAAGGUCGGCAAGUCCAAGGCGGCGAUCACCGCGGUGGCAUGGCAUCACUCAUCCCAGUACCUGGCUACUGGCUCGACGGACCGACAUCUCAGGGUCUAUGACGUCACUGUCACUGAGCAGGGGCAUGGUCCAAGCUUCAAUGCACUACAGGUGACGGAGGACGCGAGCUCCUGGGUCAAUGCAAUUGCGUUCAGCAAGAGCAAUGUGCUUGCCUUUGCUUGUCAGGAUGCGACUGUUCGCUUCAAGUCGCUCGCCGGUGGCCCCGAUGCUGCCGUAGAGGUGGUCAGGUUGGGCUAA
Molecule: messenger RNA, 690 nt
Organism: Symbiodinium sp. CCMP2456
Lineage: Eukaryota; Dinophyceae; Suessiales; Symbiodiniaceae
Source: the annotation of a GenBank genome assembly